UAUAGUGAGUGUGACCUAUAGGACUUAGAACAUAGCAGUUUAGAGAAGUAAAACAGUCACCUACUGAAAUGUCACUACCAAAGUAUAUUGUAACUAUCCUUUUGAGUACGUUGUUUAUACUUGUUGACCUUGGCCAUGCUAGACAUAAGUUACUACUGGUAUCAUUUGACGGUUUUCGCUACGACUACAUCGGGAAAUACAAAACUCCUAAUUUUGACCGCGUAGCUCAAGCCGGUGUACGUGCUCAGCUAGGGGUUCAGACUGCGUUCGUAACGAAAACGUUCCCUGACCAUUACACUAUAGCUACAGGCCUUUAUGAAGAAAGCCAUGGAAUCGUUAGUAACACAAUGUAUGAUCCAAAAUUCAACACAACAUUUGACAUGAAAAAUCUUGAAACCAGAUGGUGGGAUGGUGGAGAACCAAUCUGGACAACGGCAAAGUUGCAAGGAGUGAAAGUUGGUUCUUUCUUUUGGCCAGGAUCUGAAGUUCUACUCAAAAAUGUAAAACCGAACAUUUGUAUGGCUUAUAAUAAAUCUACUCCAUUCAAAGCACGAGUAGAUAUAACCAUUGGUUGGCUAUCCAAAAAGAAUGUCGACCUUGCCGUCUUAUAUUUUCAUGAACCAGACAGUGCAGGGCAUAAGUAUGGGGCCUUUAGUUCUGAAGUCGAGAAAACUGUUAAGACAGUCGAUGAAACUCUUGGUUACAUUUUAGAUAAGCUAGAACAGACCAACUUACUAAACAAAGUUAAUCUUAUCCUUGUAAGCGACCAUGGAAUGACGAAUGUAACUCUUGACUCUAAACAUAUAAUUGCUCUAAACGAAUCUUUAGAGCUAGAACAGUAUGUUCAAAUAAUAGCUGAUUAUGGCCCCGUGGCUGCUAUUUUGCCAAAGAAAGAUAAAGAGGACUUGGUGUACAACCAUUUGAAAACGGCUCACCCAAACAUGACGGUUUAUAGAAAGAAAGAUAUUCCUAACCAUUUCCACUAUAAGAACCACAGACGAAUAAUGCCGAUCAUUGCUGUAGCUGAUGAAGGAUAUUACAUAGUACCACAAAGACCACAGAAUCUAAGUGAUAUCGCUAUUGGUCAACAUGGUUAUGACAAUCGUCUUCGAUCAAUGAGACCGCUCUUCUUGGCAAGAGGACCUAACUUCAAGAAAAACUUCACCAUUAAGUCAGUUUUUAACACAGUUAACAUAUACCCCAUGCUUUGUUAUCUACUUAACAUCAAACCCGCACCGAACAACGGAAGUUUGGAGAUUGUUAAGGAGUUUCUUCACAACAACUCUUCUGCUGGUCCUCCUACUAUGUCGUUCACUUUAUCUGUAUCUAUCGUUGUGUCAAUGUUAUUGAUCUUCCGCCCUUUCUUUUAAAGUGUGAAAAUGAAUAUGUUUUAUUUGAAAUUGGCUUAAACUUAACAUUUAAUUUAGUUAUGACUCGAUGUGUUUGAUAAAAAAAAUCAUAUAUCUGUAAUUAAUUUGAUGACUAUUAGCCUUAAGUCAUAUUGUUUAGUUCCCGAAUUAAUUAACACAUAUAUAUAUAUAUAUGUUUUGACCGUUACACACCAUGUCUUAUUGAACCGUGCAGAUGAGCCUUGAAAGAGCGAAGCUGCAGUCCACACCAGAGGGUGCAGCCAAUCAAAGAAUACAUUAGGUCUCUACGUCAGAAUAUUUUAAAUUCUACCUUUGGUGAAAAUAAAAUAAGUGUGCAAUAUAAUUAUUUCUUACAAUUUGUCUUAUAACAUUAACGUGUACUAUAUAAAGAAAGACAGGUUCUCAAAGUUGAUUUAUAAUGUGAUGUUUUUAAUGUUGUGUGUAUAUGUGGAAGUAUUUAGAUUAUUUCCACAUAAGUUUGUUUGCUCUAGAGCAAAACCACAUUAGACUGUCUGCCGUGUCCAACUCGGGGCAUCGAACCCAGAAUUUUGUAAGUCCGUAAACUGACCCACUGGGUGACUCGCCUGAUAAGCAACAUUUGAAAAGUUUCAAAGACACGUGUGCUCAUUAUACAGUGAACUAAAAAACAAAUACUUUUUCUCACUUCUAUUUUAAUACUAAAUGAUUUGCAUUUUACUUGCAUAAAGAAAAUUAAAUAUAAGCCUAAAAAGUUUACAAAUUAUAAUUUCCCGAUGUUUAUUAACACGCAAGUAAUAACAUGCUGCAAACUUUUUAU
This is a messenger RNA of Limulus polyphemus (Atlantic horseshoe crab), 2166 nucleotides long. RefSeq names its product ectonucleotide pyrophosphatase/phosphodiesterase family member 5-like. The coding region runs from base 69 to 1370 and encodes 433 amino acids. The transcript has 3 exons. Lineage: Eukaryota; Metazoa; Arthropoda; Merostomata; Xiphosura; Limulidae. The record is from RefSeq and is a predicted model, not a curated record.